Molecule: messenger RNA, 622 nt
Organism: Paramuricea clavata
Lineage: Eukaryota; Metazoa; Cnidaria; Anthozoa; Malacalcyonacea; Plexauridae
Source: the annotation of a GenBank genome assembly
AUGUCGGUGUUAGGAAAAAACUUACAAAAACACGACGUCCGCUAUUUUUCCACAAACUCUGACAAAAAAGCAGCUAUUGUUGAAAGAUUUAACAGAACUUUGAAGACAAUGAUGUGGAAGUAUUUCUACAGCAAAGGAACUUACAAUUGGGUCGACGUCCUAGACGAGCUUACGAAUAACUACAACCAUACCAAACAUAGCAGUAUAACUACAACCAUACCAAACACAGCAAGUCAAACAAAGACCAAGUAUGGAUUACGCUAUACGGUUACGGAUUAGGAGAAUUUCCAUUACCUAAGUUUAGAGUCGAUGAUACGGUCCGAAUAACGAAUACAAAAAUAUCUUUACCAAGGGAUACGAAGCAAACUUUACGGAAGACAUAUUCAAAGUUGUAAAAGUAUUUAGAGGAGAUCCUAACAUGUACGAAAUAGAAAGUCAUGACGGAGAACCGAUUAUCGGAAAGUUUUACGAAGAGGAACUAUCCGCCGUGGAUAAAAAGGACGAUGUGUACAGAGUAACAAAAAUUAACGGAACAAAAAUUAACGGUGCUACAUUCAAAGAUAUCAAGAUCAUUAUUUCGAAAAAUGGGAAAAUGAUAUACUCCACGGACAAGAACAAGUAA